Messenger RNA from Helianthus annuus (common sunflower), 2671 nucleotides. RefSeq names its product nucleobase-ascorbate transporter 12. The coding region runs from base 347 to 2425 and encodes 692 amino acids. Gene Ontology annotation, biological process: transmembrane transport. Gene Ontology annotation, cellular component: plasma membrane. The transcript is spliced from 10 exons. NCBI's taxonomy places the organism in Eukaryota, Viridiplantae, Streptophyta, Magnoliopsida, Asterales, Asteraceae. Gene Ontology annotation, molecular function: transmembrane transporter activity. The record is from RefSeq and is a predicted model, not a curated record.
AUAUCCAAAUAACGUGGGGAGACUGGAGAGUGUUAAAAAUAGUCAUUCGAAUAUUUAGGAAUCCGUUGUCACCAAACACCAGAUUUUUAUUUCUAAAAGACCGGAGAUUUUCGUGUCCAUGAAACGCGCUUUUUGAGUUUUUCCCCUUCACUCUUCUUCUCUCUCUGUUUAUAUUUACAAGUCACACACUCAACUCUUACACACAAAUCUUCAUCUCUCUAACAAUGUCGACAAUCUGCUGUAUUGUUUCUUAGUUCACUCUUCACUCCACUUGUUAACCUCUUUGUUUUUCUCUCAAAACCCUAACUCCAGAUCUACACUACCAUGAAUUAACAAGUAAGCACCUAUGGCGCAAAGCUCCGACCCGAACAACCGUCCCAAACCCGGCCCAUUGCCUCCUGCUCCACAUUCCAACGAUCCACCUGCAAUACCUCCUUCUUCCUGGGCCAAACGCACCGGUUUCCGCCCUAGGUUUUCUGGAGAAACCAAUGCCACUGAUUCCGGUCCAAUUUCAAACCCUCCGGCCCCGAAACCUGCGGUGAACGGUAUUGCGGCGCAACCGGCUAAUGCGCAGGUGCAGGUGCAGGGACAGGGGGAUAAGGAUCAGGCAGUUAAGAAGAGGAGGGAGGGUGAGGGGCGGUUGCCGCGGAAGCCUGGGGUUAACCGACAGGCGAAUAAUGCGGUUGCCGAGGCGCCGGCUGCUCCAGCGGUGCAACCAAGCCGGAGAGGGGUUAGGAAUGGGGAUGUGGAGAAUCCGGUGCCGCGAAUGGUGAAUGAUGAGUUUGUGUCUCGUCAGGCGCAUAUGAAGUAUGAGCUUAGAGAUACUCCUGGUCUUGUUCCAAUUGGUUUCUAUGGAUUUCAGCACUAUCUGUCGAUGAUGGGUUCGUUGAUAUUAAUUCCGCUUGUGAUUGUUCCGGCAAUGGGGGGUGAUCAUGAGGAUAUGUCAAUGGUGGUCUCCACUGUGCUUUUUGUUUCCGGAAUUACUACACUCUUACAAGCAAAUUUUGGGUCAAGGUUACCCCUCAUUCAAGGUCCAUCUUUUGUCUUUCUUGCUCCGGCACUUGCGAUAAUAAAAUCACCCGAGUUCCUUGGAUUGAAUGGAAAUAAUUUCAAGCAUAUAAUGAAGGAGCUACAGGGGGCUAUAAUUAUCGCAUCAGCUUUUCAAGCAUUACUUGGAUACAGUGGACUAAUGACACUGCUCUUGAGAUUAAUCAACCCAGUGGUUGUAUCCCCAACCGUUGCUGCUGUAGGACUUUCAUUUUACAGUUACGGUUUCCCACAAAUGGGUGCAUGUCUUGAAAUCGGCAUGGUCCAGAUUCUAUUGGUUAUCAUGUUUUCUCUAUACCUCCGCAAGAUAUCCCUCUUGGGCCACCGCAUAUUUCUAAUCUAUGCUGUACCACUGGGUCUUGCAAUUACAUGGGCUAUGUCUUUCCUUUUGACUGAAGCCGGGGCCUACAAGUACGAUGGCUGCGAUGUAAAUAUACCAACUUCAAAUAUGAUAUCGGAUCACUGUAGAAAACACGUGGCCAGGAUGAAAACUUGUAGAGCCGAUGCUUCUCAUGCGUUAAACUCGUCCCCUUGGUUUAGAUUUCCAUACCCAUUACAAUGGGGCAUUCCCGUUUUUAACUGGAAAAUGGCUGUUGUAAUGUGCGUGGUGUCUGUUAUCUCUUCAGUUGACUCAGUCGGGUCAUACCACGCAUCGUCUUUAUUGGUGGCAUCUAGGCCUCCUACGCCAGGUGUUGUGAGCCGUGGGAUCGGGCUUGAAGGUCUUUGUAGCGUCUUGGCUGGCUUGUGGGGCACUGGGACCGGUUCAACGUCUCUGACGGAAAACGUGCACACAAUUGCCGUCACGAAAAUGGGGAGUCGCACAGCCGUUGAGUUGGGAGCUUUUAUUUUGAUCAUAUUAUCCCUAGUAGGUAAAGUAGGAGGGUUUAUUGCGUCAAUACCUCAAGUAAUGGUUGCGGGAUUGCUGUGCAUUAUGUGGGCCAUGCUGGUAGCAUUGGGCUUAUCAAAUUUGCGUUACAGUGAGGCCGGAAGCUCGCGGAACAUAAUCAUCAUCGGGCUUUCUUUGUUUUUAUCGCUAUCGGUUCCAGCCUAUUUUCAGCAAUACGGUCUCUCCCCAAAUUCCAACUCACCUGUUCCUACUUACUUUCAGCCUUACAUUGUUGCUUCUCACGGUCCCUUCCGUUCACAAUAUCGAGGGGUGAAUUAUGUGAUGAACACAUUGUUGUCGUUCCACAUGGUGAUAGCAUUCAUAGUAGCUGUAGUUUUGGACAACACGGUACCGGGGAGUAAGCAAGAACGAGGGGUGUAUGUCUGGUCUGAACCAGAUGCGGCUCGAAGGGAACCGGCUGUUGUUAAAGACUACGGGUUACCGUUUAGAGUUGGAAAAAUGUUCAAAUGGGUUAGAUGGGUUGGGCUCUAGAGACGAACCAUGAAAGUUUUUGCCACGGAAAGGAAAAGGUUGUUUGUGAGCCAUAGGAUGAAACACGCGAUGCAACUGUGAAGAUUGAAGAAAUACGUGGAUUUUGUUUGUACAUUGGAGAGGAUCGGUGUUGUAAUGUUAAAACCGUUGUCGGGGGGUUUUGUAUGUAGCUUGUAAUUGGAAAUUUCUUGGUUUUAUCGAGUCACAUCUAUUUUAUUUUUUUAUUUAAAAACUGUGGUUUGUUUU